Molecule: messenger RNA, 1788 nt
Organism: Eimeria mitis
Lineage: Eukaryota; Apicomplexa; Conoidasida; Eucoccidiorida; Eimeriidae
Exons: 4
Coding region: 1-1788 (595 amino acids)
Source: RefSeq, a predicted model, not a curated record
AUGCCGUCGCAGGAGAGUCUCCUUGAGGAGACAGUUGACCCCACAGAAAAGGAGACAGCUGUCUCCGAUAGAGAGCGGUACAGCUGCAAGCAGCAGCAGCAGCAGCAGCAGCAAUCCACCGCAGCAACAGGAGAAAAUACCAGCAGCUACAUCUACGGUGCCUCGAAAGCAGCAGCAGCAGCAGCAGCAGCAGCAGCAGCAACAGGACCAGCUGAGCUGCAGCAACACAGCAGCAACAUCUACAUCAGCAGCAGCAGCAGCAACAGCAGCAGCAGAAGCCGCAACAGCAGCAACCGCAGCAGCAGUAGCAGCAACACCAGCAGCGACAAAAGUUUCAGCAGCAGGAGCAGCAGCAGCAUACGAACGCGUCCACCGCAGCAACAGGAGAAAGGACCAGCAGCUACAUCUACGGUGCCUCGAAAGCAGCAGCAGCAGCAGCAGCAGCAGCAACAGCAACAGGAGCAGCUGGUGCAAGAUAAGCAGCAGCUGAGGCUGCAGGUGACACAUCAGGGGGUAGUAAUACACCGCCAUCAGCAGCAACAACAGCAGCAACAACAACAGCAGCAGCAACAGCAGCAGCAGCAGCAACAGCAAGAGACACGAGAUCUGUGUUCCCCUCUGGGCUCUGAAGACUGUCUCCUGCAGGAGGGGGCCCCCCAGGGGCCCCCUUCAGCUGUUGGCGGCAGCAGCUGUCUCCCUGUCUCCACCCUGGAGAGGGAGGACAGCAGCAGCAGCAGCAGCAGCAGCAGCAGCAGCAGCAGCAGGAACAGCAGCCGCCGCAGCAGGAGGAGCAAGUACCGCUGCAGCGACAGCAGCAGCAGCAACCAUAGCGACAGUGGCAGCAGCAACAGCAGCAGCAGCAUCCGCAGCAGCAAGUACCUUUGCCGAAGCAUUAGCAUUAGCAGCAACACCAGCAGCAACAGCAGCAGCAACAGCAGCAGCAACAGCAGCAGCAACAGCAGCAGGAGACGGAGCGGAGCAGGGCACGUCCUCUUCCCCUUCUCGAUGCGGGGCCCCCCUGAAGGCUCUCAGCUGGGGGCCCCCGGGGGCCCCCCAAGAUAUGCAAGGGGGUUAAGAGGAGACACUCGGUUGGGGGUUGUCUCCGCCGCCUGCAGCACAGACAAAAUGUCUAUUGGGGGGCCCCCCAGGGGGGCUGACAGCCACACAGAGGGCGCGGUCCAGCAGCAGCAGCAGCAGCAGCAGCAGCAGCAGCAACAGCAGCAGCAGCAGCAGCAGCUCGAGCAUGGAGCCAGCUGCACAAGACAGCCUUCACAUGUACUUGGUAAACAACUGUCUCCUGCAGGAGGAGACAGUUGUUUACCGAGGGUGUUGGGGGGCCCCCCAAAGGGGCCCCCGAAGGGGCCCCCUCAGGGGCCCCCCAACCCAGCAGCACCCCGCCCAGCGACAGCAGCUGUGGGGGCCCUGUCUCCUAUUUUUUCUGGUGUCUCCUUUGGUGGGGGCCCCCAGGCUGCGCUUGCUGCGGGUGCUGCGGGGCUGGAGAUGCCCUUCUCCCUGUGUGGGGACGGUGCUGCAGAAAGGAGACAGCAGCAGCAGCAGCAGCAGCAGCAGCAGCAGCAAGAGACAGCAAGUGGGGGGCCACCAGAAGCUGCAGUGCCCCUGUCUGCCACAGUUCGCUGCGCUGUCUUCUCAUCGAACGGUACCCUUGCUGCUGCUGCUGCUGCUUCGGGGGCCCCCGGGGUGCAGCAGCAACAGCAGCAGCAACAGCAGCAGGAGACGGAGCGGAGCAGGGCACGUCCUCUUCCCCUUCUCGAUGCGGGGCCCCCCUGA